Messenger RNA from Colletotrichum scovillei, 1615 nucleotides. RefSeq lists its product as uncharacterized. Bases 267 to 1088 code for a protein of 273 amino acids. Gene Ontology annotation, biological process: inositol phosphoceramide metabolic process. Gene Ontology annotation, molecular function: inositol phosphoceramide synthase regulator activity. NCBI's taxonomy places the organism in Eukaryota, Fungi, Ascomycota, Sordariomycetes, Glomerellales, Glomerellaceae. Gene Ontology annotation, cellular component: inositol phosphoceramide synthase complex; Golgi membrane. The transcript has 2 exons. The record is from RefSeq and is a predicted model, not a curated record.
GCUGGCCCAUGUCAAUUGUCAUCCGGCGCUGCCGUUUUGGUUAAAAGUGACGGGGCCUCUUGUUAGGCUCAACUUUUGCGACGCUUCCCCAAAGGCUUCCCACCCUCAGGUUCUUCUGACGUCUUUUACGGAUUUACCUGAGCUCUCAGGACCCCUUUCUUUUCUGACGCAAUACCUACGGAUACCCUUCUUCUGUGUCCGUACACACAAACAGCAAACAGACAUCACCAAGACCAAGUGGACGAACAGAUAGACAGACGGGCAGGAUGGCGUUCUCAAGAUUCAGUAUGCGGUUACCGCUCCCAAAGACCUUUCUAGGAUGCAUCGGCCUUCAAACAGGCACCGAGGUCAUCUCCCUCAUCCUCCUCUUCAACAGGCUCACCGGCCUCUACGGCCUACUCGCCAUUCUCACAGGCUAUGAGUUGUCCGUGACGCAGCUUUCAAUGUACCUCUACUCGUUGGGCGUCGUCGUCCUGCUGGCCAUGUUCAUGCCCCACAUCCGCAAGCAGAGCCCCUUUGAGACGCUCAGCCUCGCCUGGCUCUACAUCAUCGACACCGUCCUCAACGUCGCCUACACCACCUUCUUCGCCGUGAACUGGUACCUCAACAGCAGCGCCCUGGACAAGCACCCGGCAGGCAGCACCACCCCGGCCGCCGCCGGUCCCGCAGCGGCGGCAGAGAUUGCGGAGACGGCGCUCGCCAACGGGGCCCCCGUGGUCCCCGACGUGCCCGGCACGACGAAGCACAUCGGGCCCCAGGAGUCGUGGAUGAGCUUGGGGCUGAUUUGCUCCGUCACGCUGGUGCGCGUCUACUUUGCGCUCGUCGUCAUGUCGUUCGCGCAGCAGGUCCUGCAGCGGUACAGCGCGGCGGACAUGGGCUGGGAAGAGGAAGGCCGUAGCAGCAGCGGCGCCGGCAAGAAGAGCGGCGUCGACGGACCCUUCUCGCAGGGCGAGCCGGGCGGCGAGGGGUCCCGCGGCCGUAUCGGGCGCGUGAUGCUCGCUCUCGGCCGCGGGUACUGGCUUCGCGAGAGGCCUCAGGAGGAGUGGGCGAGCGCUGUGAGCGCCAAGUUCCGGCACACCGGAGUUUAAGUCUUUUAAACAUCGCGGAAGGGCGGAUUCAGAGAGCUACCGACGGUACCGGUAAGCAUCGAAGCGGCAAGAGAUGGAUGUCGGUGCGGCAUGUCGGGCGGCAGCGGCAGGCUGACCGCUUGGAGUGGAUACCGCCGGGACGGCAAGUCGAUGAUGCCAUUGGGGGGUGGUAUCAUUGGGCGAUGGCAUCAUUUGAGAUUUUCUGCGCGCCGAAAAAAGAGGUGGAUCGGAGGGACUCAUGAGCGAAAUGCAUGUCGGGGGCGCGAUAGGGAACAUUGUACAACAACAUUUGAUGACCCUCAAUCACGGAAGGUGAAUCGGCGUUUGGGUCAUUGGGAGAGAUGGUUCGUCACGAGGGCAUUCAUUCGGUUGGUGCCCGGUUCACGAUGGGGGAUUAUAAGUGGGACCGAGAACGAACGUCCUUUGGUUCCAAACCCCGAAUUUGGGGGGAGAGCAUACGAUACAAGCCAUACAUAUAAUAAGCAUACUUAGUAGUAGAGUAAUACAAGAUCUUGAAAUCAAAGGGA